Molecule: messenger RNA, 483 nt
Organism: Penicillium vulpinum
Lineage: Eukaryota; Fungi; Ascomycota; Eurotiomycetes; Eurotiales; Aspergillaceae
Product: Six-hairpin glycosidase
Exons: 3
Coding region: 1-483 (160 amino acids)
Biological process (GO): fungal-type cell wall biogenesis; carbohydrate catabolic process
Molecular function (GO): mannan endo-1,6-alpha-mannosidase activity
Source: RefSeq, a predicted model, not a curated record
AUGCCUGGCAUGAAAGUAGAAUCUAUCAAGAAUGCAGCAGCGAUUGCGGCCUUCAACACGAUGUCGACGUACACAUCCAACAUGACAGGUCGUAUUCCAGGCAAACUUGAUGGGACAUGGGGGGAGGGCGGUGCCUUAUUCCAGACGAUGAUCGAAUAUUGGCAUUUUACUGGCGACGCUUCCAACAAUAAGGCUACCUAUUCCGACUGGGCGGAGAAGAUCUGGAGUGCCAGUGUUCCGAUUUUGAACACCACCAAUUGGAGGAUUGUCGAUGGGUUAAAAGCUGAUUGCAAGUCACACCAGGAUAUGCAAUGGACUCAUAACUACCAUAUCUCAAUAAAUGGGGAAAUAUCCAAAUGGAAUUCAGGAAUCGAUGGUCUCCUCAACACAAGCUUCAAGCUCUUCUUCCCACAGAGCUACGGUGGCAAAAUCAUGACAGAGACCAGCUGCGAGAUUACCAAAACUUGCAACCGAUAUCAAUAG